This is a messenger RNA of Plasmodium relictum, 330 nucleotides long. It is a transcript of the gene PCD, whose product is annotated as pterin-4a-carbinolamine dehydratase, putative. Bases 1 to 330 code for a protein of 109 amino acids. Gene Ontology annotation, biological process: tetrahydrobiopterin biosynthetic process. The transcript is spliced from 2 exons. Gene Ontology annotation, molecular function: 4-alpha-hydroxytetrahydrobiopterin dehydratase activity. The record is from RefSeq and is a predicted model, not a curated record. NCBI's taxonomy places the organism in Eukaryota, Apicomplexa, Aconoidasida, Haemosporida, Plasmodiidae.
AUGAUAAUUUUUGAUAAAAAUAAAAUAAAUACCUUAAUACCAUUAUGGAAUUAUAAAAUUAAAGAAAAUUGUUAUAAUUAUAUAGAAAGAAAAAUCAUAUUUCCUUCUUUUUCUCAAGCAUGGAAAUUCAUGAAUGAAAUAUCUGAGCAUAAUGAAAAGAUAAAUCAUCAUUGUAAAUAUAUAAAUGAUUAUAAUAAAGUGAAAAUAAAAAUUUACACACACACAUUAAAAGAUAUCACAGAGAAGGAUAUAAAAUUGGCUAAUAUUAUUGAUGAUACCCUGAAGAAUUAUGAUCAUGAAAUAAAAAAAGAAAAAACUAUUAACAAAUAA